AAGAAAGAGGGAGAGAGGGAGGGAGGGAGAAAGAGCGACAGAGAGGGAGCGUUUGCAGGCAAUGUAAUUGACAAGGCUCGCAGUGGUGAAAUAAACACGCUUCAGCCCAGGCGCAGCUUUUACUGCACAAUUCUGCCUCUUUGGACGCAUCGGCCGCAGCGCGCGCAGACCUGAUUUCAAUUACCUUCACCCGAUUAAUUAAUCCGUGUGAAAUUAUGUCCCGAUCGGCGCAGAUCCAGCCGGCAAGAUGAUGAUUUUACCACGGAGAGGCUCAGAUCGUGUACCCGACUCGGUGGUCCUGGUGAUCUUCGUGGUUGCCGCUUCUCUUGGUACCGUUUUCGCCAAGGAUACUGCCUUUGUGGAAGUGGUUCUGUUCGAGUCCAGUCCCAAUGGAGAUUAUACUACUUACACGACUGGCUUGCAGGGACGGUUCUCCAAAGCAGGAGCCACUAUCAGCGCGGAGGGGGAGAUCGUUCAAAUGCAUCCUUUGGGACUAUGUAAUAAUAACGAUGAGGAGGACCUGUAUGAGUACGGCUGGGUCGGAGUGGUGAAGCUGGAGCAACCAGAGCUGGACCCCAGUUGUCUCACCGUGCUGGGAAAGGCGAAGAGAGCAGUGCAGCGGGGAGCCACAGCCGUCAUCUUUGAUGUGUCGGAGAAUCCGGAUGCCAUCGACCAGCUCAACCAGGUCGCAGAGGAUCCACUGAAGCGGCCGGUGGUUUACGUGAAGGGCAAUGACGCCGUUAAGUUGAUGAACAUCGUCAACAAGCAGAAAGUGGCUCGUGCUCGGAUACAACACAGACCACCGAGGCAGCCCACAGAAUAUUUUGACAUGGGCAUCUUCCUGGCUUUCUUCGUGGUGGUGUCGCUGGUGUGCCUCAUUCUGCUUAUCAAGAUCAAACUCAAGCAAAGGAGAAGCCAGAGCUCGAUGAACAGAAUGGCCAUCCAAGCCUUGGAGAAGAUGGAGACGAGAAAGUUCAAGGCCAAAGGAAAGGGCCAGCGCGAGAGCAGCUGUGGAGCCUCGGAUUCGCUGAGCAGCAGCUCCACCUCUGACUGCGCCAUCUGUCUGGAAAAGUACAUUGAUGGGGAGGAGCUGCGAGUCAUACCCUGUGCUCACAGAUUUCAUAAGAAAUGUGUCGACCCCUGGCUACUCCAGCAUCACACCUGUCCCCACUGUAGACACAACAUCAUUGAGCAAAAGAAGGGAAAUCCAGGACCAGCAUGCAUGGACCCUGGUAACCCAGUCCAUGGCCGGCAGCGUGUGGUGCUGCCAGUCCAUUAUCCUGGCAGGGUGCACCGUGCUGGCCAGGUGACAGCCUACCCAACCAGAACCAGCAUGGACCCCCAUGGCAACCCCAUCACUGUACUCACUGUGGACCAGCACCCAGAUCCUCAAGGUCUUUACCCUCCCCAAUCAACGUCUGCCUUUCUCCGGAGCUACCACCCAACCCUUCAUCUGGACCACUCACUCAACCCCCACCACUGUGGAUUAGAGCACCGCGGACCACCCGCCUACCCAGCACAGCCGCAUCACACUGCUUUUAAACGACCCAAGUUCCAUGGUCGCAACUUUUCCCGAGCAGCCUGCUUCUCGCAGUACGAGACUAUGUACCAGCACUACUAUUUUCAGGGGUUGACUUUCCCUCAACAGCCUGAGGGAGGUCAAGGGCCUACUAUGGCAGGGCAGCUUGGUGGAGGAGGAGGGGCCCACAAGGGCCAUCACAGCAGGGCCUUUCAGCAGGGGCUGUUAUACCCCACAGUGGUACACAUGGCACCUGCCUCUUCUUCGAGGAUAGGUGAUACUGGCAGCACUUCUGGCCUGAGCUGUUACCAUGGCCACCGCUCAGUGUGCAGCGGUUACCUUGCUGACUGCCCUGGUAGUGACAGCAGCAGCAGCAGCUCAGGCCAGUGCCACUGUUCCUCCAGCGACUCCAUGUUAGACUGUACUGAGGUCAGCAACCAGGGCGUGUACGGUAGCUGCUCUACCUUCCGCAGCUCGCUGAGCAGUGACUACGAUCCUUACGUCUACAGGAGUAAGAGUCCAUGUAGGGGCUCCGUGGGGGAAGCAGGGGCUGCGGCCUGCGCCUCAGUUCCUGCAGAAGACUCAUCAUCCCCUGUUCCCUUGGGACAUGACUGCCUCCAGCUCCCUCCUGGAGCUUCGGGAUAUAACUCGGGGGACCACCUCUCCAACUGCAGUUUGGAGCCCAACUACAGCAGUCGCUCAUCACUGGAACCCAGGGAGAACAGCAACACUAGCACUACCUCAGCCGGGGCUCCAGAGGCUACUGGAGCAGACAGGGGGAAGGGGGCGCAGGAGGAGUCGGGAGAGCUUGGGGCUGCAGCCUGUAGCUGCUGCUUUGAGGUGCUGCCUCCCAAUGUGGAGUGCAAAGGGCAGGACUCGGACCAAGCUGGGCCUUUGGCCACGGGACGCUUUCACAGGGGGGUGGACUUUCAGAGCUCAGCCUCCAAGAACUAUUUUGCUCCUGAGCACAUGUGCUCUUCCUCAGAGCAGGUGAGCUACGAAGGGCUGCCUUGCUGCUUCUACAAAGAAAUGAAGGUGCACAGGGCCUCAACGGGGCGCUACACCGAGGACUAUGCUGUUAAUGUGCAGUAUGCGCAUGCAGACUCAGAGGCCUGCUCUGGACAGGGCUGCUGCGAACUCAACCAGAGAAUACCCAUAAUUCCUGAGGACACAGAUUGUGAAUUGGGCACAGGGGCAGAGACCCAGAGCAGUUUAUUGCCCAUCAGCGUCACAGUGGAGGCAGAGGUGCGGACAGGGGAGCGACACGAGCCCAGGGAGGGGUAUUUCACCUCAGGACAGUUUAGAGGUCAGCCAUACCCUCAGGAGGAGGAGACCAGGGCUUUGUUCCACCCUCAGCUCUCUGCAAGCCCCACUGCAUUGGGAAGCAGCAGUACUUCGACAAAUGAGGGUGGUCUGGGUAUAUGAACUCCAGCCCAGAGACAAGGGACUCAGUCUAAAGUAUGUAUUUGGUACCGAACCAGUCAGUCAAUCAUUGAAACCCUCAGCUGCCUUGUUCUAACCUUGCUCUCUGAGCUCUGAAUGUUAUCAUCUUCGAUUGUGUGGAUUUCUACUGAAAUGGCCUGUCAUUUCUAGACAGUGUAUCAAGUUCAUUCCUGUGGUCACAAACGUCUCAGAGCCGACGAUGUUACCAUAGUACUGAGACAAAGUGAAACUACAAAUUUGGAUGGAGGUUGUUAACUGAAACUAGAAGUAGGUUGGUAUUGGCAUCUAUUUGCAGACUGUCUGCUGCCAUCAAGGGUUCGGCCCCUUUGGCAUUAAGUAAUCCGGGCCCAUUUCUUGUGAGACUUUUUCAAGAACAAGAUAUCUUUGGUGCAAGAUCUAGGAUUCUGAGAUUUUUUUUCUCUACAAAAAUGUACACUCUUAAUUCACAAACAUCUGCAUCUACAUGUAUAUGUGCGCACAUGAACACUGACUGCCUAUAAAGCUUCAACCACCAACUCAAAUAGGUUGUACGGACAUAGCUAUACCAAAACAGAAAGACAUGAUUGUUUUUUUUUUCUUUUACUUUUUUCAAAAGCAGGGAAAUGGGUCAUUCUUAGUGUUUGCGACCCACACGUUUCUCUGAGGAGAAGAAGCUAUAUAUUACAGAAAAAAAAUGCAUAGAAAUGUGAAUGCAAGGCUGACACUGGUCUCUAUUCAAUAUAAUACAGAAUUUGUUUUAUGCAUUGCAUUUCUGUCCAGUAGUGGCCUACCUGUAUGAGAUGUGCCAGAGCAUCAUGAAAGCCUUAUGCUGGUAAGCUGUUUGUAGCAAUAUCUAAAACUAAAAGACACUGCGCCGCUUUUAGUCGAACGCCAGUCUGAAGUGACAGUGUCUCGGGGUCAGUAGAUUUCUCCAGAAGUAGAGUGUAGCACUCUACCUCCUGUUUGGAAGCCCUUAAAAGUGUAUUUUUGCUGUCACUUACUCAAUUUUCCUCAAUGAGGCAUGCUCUAAUAAAUAUCUAUAAAAAGGUUCUAGCAUGUAUCAAAAGGCCAAAGGAAAGUAGCUGGAAAAGACUCAUAUUUCAUAAGGGUUCCUUAUUGUACUGUGACUUUUUUUUUUAAUCGAUGCAGUUAUACAUACCACAGUGUAUCCGUUUGAAUCAUAUCGUGCCAUGCAUAAUACAUACUCGCGAUAUCAAUGCUUGUCAUUCAUGCCUUUCUGUUUGUCCUGCAGACUGUUUUUAUACUGUUUCUAUGAAAUAUACACAUUCUCUACACAGAGGAAAACUUUCUGAAAUAACCCUAUUUAUAAGUUAACCCAGUGCUGUAAUCAAGUGAGAAUCUAAUCUUGCCUUUUGCAUAGAGAUAUGUACCUACUGCAAAUAUAACAUUUUGGGGUACUUGAGUCACUAUUUAAUUUUUUUUUGUUAUUGUUUCUAGCACUUAAGAAGAUUAAAAUGUGUACAAAAAUUAAUAUUUUUUAAUUUUUUAAGAAUAUAAUUAUUUUCUGUCAUUACCAUUACAAAUGUUUUAAAAAAAGGCUAGAAAUCAAUCUGUAUAUUUCUGUACCUGUAUAGCAAACACAUUUCAUAAAUGGAAAUAUGUUCUCUGAAUAUUUAUUUACUAAUAUAUUUAUCUUUAAGCCAUGUCUUAUGUUCAGAGUGUAUGAACGUUUGAGUUAUUUGGUUGCUUUUUAUUUUGAGAAAAAUCACUAACAUGAGACUUUGUAUAUACAUGGUAAUUGCACACAAGACGAUUAAAUCUUCUCUGACCAAAAACUGAUUUUAAAACUUUAGUACCAUACAGUUUUGUAAUUAAAGUGUACAAAGAUCUGUAAAAUAUACAGUUUUAUUCAAGUAA
This is a messenger RNA of Epinephelus lanceolatus (giant grouper), 4819 nucleotides long. RefSeq names its product zinc and ring finger 3 (gene znrf3). Lineage: Eukaryota; Metazoa; Chordata; Actinopteri; Perciformes; Serranidae. The record is from RefSeq and is a predicted model, not a curated record.